Messenger RNA from Asparagus officinalis (garden asparagus), 1255 nucleotides. RefSeq lists its product as uncharacterized. Gene Ontology annotation, biological process: protein peptidyl-prolyl isomerization. Gene Ontology annotation, molecular function: peptidyl-prolyl cis-trans isomerase activity. The record is from RefSeq and is a predicted model, not a curated record. Bases 109 to 1110 code for a protein of 333 amino acids. Lineage: Eukaryota; Viridiplantae; Streptophyta; Magnoliopsida; Asparagales; Asparagaceae. The transcript is spliced from 5 exons.
GUAUUUUCUCCUCAUCAGGACAAAAAACUCAGAAAUCCUUAACAAAUCCCAUCGUCUUCUUCCUCUCCUCGUUUCCAUUCUAGUCAACCCCCAAAAUCCCCCCGCAAAAUGGGCAAAAAGUCCAGUGACACCGGCAAUCGCCGGUCACUCCCCCUCCUCGUCGCAGCCCUCCUCGUCUCCUGCUCCUUGGCCUACAUGGCCUUCUCCUUCCCUUUCCAUCGCCCAAACCCAAGAAUUCUCACUCAGAACCAGAAUCUAGGAGUUGGGUCUUUGAGUGGGGGCUCUGAGGAGGAGUGCUGUAGAGGGGUUGAGCACUUGGAGCUUUGGGGGUCAGCGGUGAAAUGGGGAACGGAUCACAAGUUCAAUUCUUCUGUGGGUUGCUGCAGAGCUUGCAGGGCAAUGUGCGGGGGCGAUGAUGGGCCUUGUUUGUGUGAUUCUUGGGUUUUUUGUGGGGAUAGGGAGAGGUGCGGGGAGAAAUUUGGUGAGUGUUGGUUGAAGAAACAAAAGGAUGUCCUAUUUCCUGCUUUACAAGAGACUGGGGAAAAGGUUAUCUGGACUUCUGGGCUUAUUUUUGGAAAAGGAGAGGGCAUCGUUGGUUUGGAAACUGAUCAUGGAACUCUUCAUAUCAAACUUAUGCCUGAUUGUGCUCCAUAUUCUGUGUCAUAUAUUGUCGAGCUAUUGGGAUCACGACAUUGUGCUGGUUGCCAAUUUUAUAGGGCUGAAGGCCGAGGAAGUUCAUGGGAUUCUCAAGGGAAUCACAUCACAGAUGCAUCUCUCGGCCCUCCCUACGCUUUAAUCCAAGGAACCUUAGAAGCCGAGGGUGUCCCGUUCAAGAAAAUACCGACGGAAGCACGCCCUACGAUAAGAAGAGGAUCGGUUGCAUGGAUCGGGUCAGGCCCCGAGUUCUUCAUAAGUCUAGCGAAUCACGAUGAAUGGCAAAGAGCAUACACGGUCUUCGGUUCUGUUCUGCCUGAAGAUAUGGAGAUUGCAGAGAAGAUUGCUGGACUUCCGACGAGAUCAGACGUCUGGAAUAGUUUUAAUGUUUCGGUGUUGGAAAAACCUGUGCAUUUGAGGGUCAGGCGAAUUCAUAGAGAGUCAGAGCAAAUGUGAGCUUGUAAAUGAAAGAACUACAGGUUUCUUCGUGAUUUAGUCAUGCAUCUUGUGUGUGUGUGUGAGUUUUUUCGAGAUGCCUUUAUGAGGUUUUUUUUUUCCUUUCGAAUACGUGCUUCACGAAGUCAGAUAUUUAGUUUUUUUU